Messenger RNA from Hevea brasiliensis (rubber tree), 1038 nucleotides. Its product is annotated as ras-related protein RABD2a. Gene Ontology annotation, molecular function: GTP binding; GTPase activity. Bases 155 to 766 code for a protein of 203 amino acids. The record is from RefSeq and is a predicted model, not a curated record. NCBI's taxonomy places the organism in Eukaryota, Viridiplantae, Streptophyta, Magnoliopsida, Malpighiales, Euphorbiaceae. The transcript is spliced from 8 exons.
UCGAUAUUAGUGAUCAUUUCGCACCUUCUUUUCACUGUCAACUUCCUGUUCUUCGUCUCAUUUCUUCAUUGACCGGCUGUAAUCUCUAGGAUAUCCUCUCACUGGAGAAACAUCUCGCUCCGGCUAACUAACAUUCAGUUACCACAUCGCGAUAAUGACUCCAGAGUAUGAUUACCUGUUCAAGCUUCUUCUCAUUGGAGACUCAGGCGUUGGCAAAUCCUGUCUUCUUCUGAGAUUUGCUGAUGAUUCAUAUAUAGAGAGUUACAUAAGCACCAUUGGGGUUGAUUUUAAAAUACGUACAGUGGAGCAAGAUGGGAAAACCAUAAAACUCCAAAUUUGGGAUACUGCUGGGCAAGAACGAUUUCGGACAAUUACCAGUAGCUACUACAGAGGGGCGCAUGGUAUCAUUGUUGUUUAUGAUGUGACAGACCAAGAGAGCUUCAACAAUGUCAAGCAGUGGCUGAAUGAAAUUGAUCGAUAUGCUAGUGAUAAUGUCAACAAACUUCUGGUUGGAAAUAAGUGUGAUCUUACUGCAAAUAAAGUUGUGUCCUAUGAAACGGCAAAGGCAUUUGCAGAUGAGAUAGGUAUUCCUUUCAUGGAAACCAGUGCAAAAGAUUCUACUAAUGUGGAACAAGCUUUCAUGGCGAUGGCUGCUGCUAUCAAGGAUAGAAUGGCAAGCCAGCCAGCUUUGAAUGAUGCAAGGCCGCCAACAGUGCAGAUCCGAGGACAGCCUGUUGCGCAGAAGAGUGGCUGCUGCUCUUCUUAGGCCAAAAGAAAGUGCUUGUGACUUCUGCUAGAUCAGCUUAUCCAUGGCUUGUAAGAUUACCAAUCUGUCUUGAUUCUCUUGCAAUUACAAAGCUGUUCCUGAUGAACCAUCCUCAUCAAAAUUGCCUCUUUUAAAAUUAUUUAUAGAACCUUGACAAUAUCUGUUUGAAUGCACAUGGUCUUGUACAAAGUAGAAAUGCUAAAAGAUAUUUCAUAUCGUUGCUUGUGACCCAUUCUUUUAAAUUGAAUGUAGUCUCUACUCUUAACUCCUUA